GCAAAUAAUUUGCGAGCCCUGCCCAGAGGCCCAGAGGUUCUGACCAAGCCAGAGCACAGCCUGCAGCUGGAACUCCAGCAGCCGCUCCAGGCUCUGCUCCCUAAACCCAGAAACAGGAAAGCGAAGGUGCAGUUUCCAGGGCGAGGGUUAGGAGGCAGGCCUGAAGCGCCUAUUUGGUUUUCCAGGUCUUCUACCAUCAAAGAGUGCUGGCAAGCUGAGACAUGAAUUACACACGGUUCAUCAACGCCAGGAGCGCAUCCAGAAAGCAUUCUGCCAUUAGGCUCAUGGCUGAGCUGUUGCUGAAGGCACCAAAAUCUGCCAUCUCUUUGGAGACUGGAGCCCCAAACCCCAACACGUUCCCUUUCAAGUCUGCGGUCAUCACCACAGAAAACGGAGAGACCAUCCAAUUUAAUGAAGACCUGAUGAAGAAAGCACUGCAGUAUUCUCAAAGUGCAGGACUCCCAGAACUCUUAAUCUGGCUAAAACAGUUACAAAUAAAACUGCACGAUCCUCCCACCCUCCAUUACCCACCCAGCCAAGGACAAAUGGACAUAUGUGUCACAUGCGGCAGCCAAGACGGUCUGUGCAAGGUGUUUGAAAUGAUCAUUAAUCCUGGAGAUAAUAUCCUCCUAAAUGAACCUGUUUAUCCAGGAACGAUUCAUGCCCUGCGACCACUGGGCUGCAACAUCCUCACCGUGGCCAGUGAUGAGCAUGGGAUCAUUCCAGACUCCCUCAAAGAAAUACUUGCCAAAUGGAAACCAGAAGAUGCAAAGAACCCCGAGAAAAACACCCCCAAGUUUCUCUACACCAUCCCAAAUGGCAACAACCCUGCUGGGACUUCAUUAACAACUGACCGCAAAAAAGAAAUCUAUGAGCUGGCAAGAAAGUAUGACUUCCUCAUCAUCGAAGACGACCCUUACUACUUUCUGCAGUUCAACAAGCCCUGGGCACCGACCUUCCUCUCCAUGGACAUCGAUGGCCGUGUCAUCAGAGCCGACUCUUUCUCCAAAGUCCUAUCCCCUGGGUUAAGAAUAGGGUUUUUAACUGGCCCAAAGCCCUUGAUCGAGAGAAUUGUUUUACACACAGAAGUUUCAACGAUGCAUCCGAGCACUUUUUCCCAGCUCCUGGUAUCGCAGCUUCUCCACCAGUGGGGAGAGGAUGGCUUCCGGGCUCAAACGGAGAGGGUGACCAAAGUGUACAGGAAGCAGAUGGAUGCACUACUGGCAGCUGCAGACAAGUGGCUGAGUGGUUUGGCAGAAUGGCAUGUUCCUACGGCUGGAAUGUUCUUAUGGGUUAAAAUUAAGGGCAUGAAUGAUGUAAGGAAACUGAUUGAAGAAAAAGCCAUGAAAAAAGAGAUUUUCGUGCUUCCAGGAUACCAUUUCUACUUUGACAGUUCAGCUCCUUGCCCCUACUUCCGAGCAUCCUUCUCUUUAGCGUCUCCGGAGCAGAUGGACAUGGGCUUCCAGAGAUUAGCUCAACUUAUAAGAGAAUCGUUAUGAAGAAACCAAACUCUUCACAGCACCUAACGUUGUUCACAUAAGUGAUUUCUAUGUUGGAGCAGGACAAAAUGAUCACUGGUGUUAGACUUAAAGACAUAUGUCACCAAACAUGUCAUGUCUGUAGUAAUCUAACUAGACAACUUUUGAAGUGCCCUUAAACCAAUCAGACUGCCAAAAUAUACGUAUAAUCCACCUGUAUCUCUUGAUCAAUUUUCAACCCACAAACAACUAUAUUUAUCUUGGAUUUUUAACGUAAAGAACUCUGGUAGUUGCUUUGUAAUGUCCCAUAAUCUUCUUUGAAACUAGUAUUUUACGGUAAAUUAUUUAUAUUAAUCAAUGUCAAAUGAUACUAUGUAGUGUGAACUUUAUUUCUAGGAAAAUAUAAUGAAAGCUUGUUGAAAAACUUAGAAUUUGACCAUUAUACAUAAUUUUCAACAAGAGUAA
Messenger RNA from Phacochoerus africanus (Common warthog), 1943 nucleotides. Its product is annotated as kynurenine/alpha-aminoadipate aminotransferase, mitochondrial-like. Gene Ontology annotation, molecular function: pyridoxal phosphate binding; L-kynurenine:2-oxoglutarate transaminase activity. The coding region runs from base 222 to 1499 and encodes 425 amino acids. The transcript is spliced from 13 exons. NCBI's taxonomy places the organism in Eukaryota, Metazoa, Chordata, Mammalia, Artiodactyla, Suidae. The record is from RefSeq and is a predicted model, not a curated record. Gene Ontology annotation, biological process: biosynthetic process.